AUGAACUUUGAUAGUAAUGGAGAUAUAUUACAUAUAUCUAUAAUUGAUUAAAUUAAAAAAAUAUGUGUAAAAUAAAUAUAAGAUAUUAAAUAAAAUGAAGAUAUUCUUCCUAAACAUGAAGAUAUAUGGAAAAUAAUUUCUUAAGAUCUAAUAGAUUAAAAUAAAAGCAAAGAAAAAUUUAAUUCAAAUUUUCAAAGAAAAAUCGAUUAAAUAGAAAAUGAAAAUAAUAUAUUCGAAAAAUAAAAAACUCUUAUAAAUUCACAAAAAGAAAUUAUAAUAGUAGCUUCAUUACUAGAGAAAGUUCCAAAUAUUGCACAUUUGACGCGUACAGGUGAAGUUUUUGGUAUAUCUUAGUUAAUAAUUCCAAACAAAUAAAUAAUAUAAACCGAAGAAUUUAAAAAUGUUUCGGUAACAGCUGAAAAAUGGCUUCCUUUAAUGGAAAUAAAAGAAGAAGAUUUACUAAAAUUCCUUUAUUUUAAAAAGCAUUAAGGUUUUAUGCUUAUUGGUCUAGAAUAAACUUCUUAAAGUUAAUUUAUUUAAAAUUUCUAAUUUCCGAAUAAAUGCAUAUUAUUACUCGGAAAAGAAAAAACGGGAAUUCCACCUGAAUACAUAGAAAUCCUAGAUAUGUGUAUUGAAAUCCCUUAAUUUGGAUAAAUUAGGUCUUUAAAUGUACAUAUUAGUGCUGUUAUAUGUAUAUGGGAAUUCCCUUUGAAAUUCGAAAUAAAGAAAAAAAUGAUUAGCCGAUCCGAAAGGGUAAAAUGUAUAGAAUUACAUACAGAACUCCCUUGGGUAAUGGUAUCUUUAUAUUCCGGAAACAUAACCAUAUAUGAUUAUUCAACCUAAACAAUAGCAAAAACAUUUGAGAAUUCCCCAAAUCCAGUUCGAGCCUCUAAAUUUGUUACUCGUAAAUAAUGGAUAGUAGCAGGUUCAGAUGAUUUAUAAAUAAGAGUAUAUAAUUAUAAUACAAUGGAAAAAAUUAAAUAAUGGGAAGCACAUUCAGACUAUAUUAGAUAUAUAUUAAUUCAUCCUUCAGAGCCUUAUAUUUUAAGUAGUUCAGAUGACGCAAACAUUAAAAUGUGGGAUUUCGAAAAGAAUUUUACACUAGUAAGAUCUUUUGAAGGACAUAUACAUUAUGUAAUGAUGCUUAUUUUUAAUCCAAGAGAUUCCAAUAUAUUUGCAUCAGCAUCUAUAGAUAAAACAAUAAAAAUAUGGAAUAUUAGUAAUAAUAAACCGAAUUUUUCGCUUGUUGGACAUGAGUAAGGAGUAAAUUGUUUAGAUUAUCAUAGAGGAGAACAUAAUUAUUUGAUUUCUGGAGGAGAUGAUAGACUUGUAAAAAUAUGGGAUUGUUCAACAAAAUAAUGUAUUCAUACUUUAGAAGGUCAUACAUAAAAUGUUACUUGUGUACUUUUCCAUCCAGAAUUGCCGAUAAUAAUAACUGGAGGGGAAGAUGGUUUUGCGAAAAUAUGGCAUUCUUAAACUUUUAAAUUGGAAACUUCUUUAAAUUAUAACUUAGAUAGAGUUUGGUCUUUAGAUGUUUGCAAAGAUUCAUCAAAUGUAAUUGCAAUUGGAUGUGAUGAAGGUUCUGUAAUAGUAAAAAUAGGUUCAGAUGAACCUGUAGUUUCUUUAAAGUUAUUAAUAUUUUUUAUUUCAUAUAGAAAAAAAAAAAUAUAAAAAAGUAAUGGAAAAAUUAUAUAUGCAAAAAAUUUAGAAGUGUUUACAUCAAAUUUAAAAGCAAUAAAUACUACUGAGGAUAAUAUUAAAGAAGGUGAAAAUAUUCCAGGAAUAAAUGUUAAAGAUUUAGGAGCUGCUGAUUUUUAUCCAACUGGUUUAAGACAUGCUCCAAACGGACACUCCUUUGCACUUUUUAAUGAUUCUGAAUAUUGUAUUUAUCGUUCAACUAAUUUUAAAAGCAUUAUUCAUGGAUAAGGAACUGAUCUUGCUUGGGCAAAUAAUGGAGAUUAUGCAGUUAAAGAUAAUUUUAUAAUAAGAAUUUAUAAAGGAAAUAAUGAAUUAUAAUAUGAAUUAAAAACUGAUUAUAUGGUCGAAAAUAUAUUUGGAGGAACUCUAUUAUGUGCUAAAAGUAACGAAUUCUUAAUUUUUUAUGAUUGGGAAACUGGAAAAAUAAUAAGAAGAUUAGACUCUUCAGUGAAUAAGAUAUAUUGGAAUAUAACAAAUAACUUAAUUUCAAUAGCAACAUCUGAAGCCUUUUACGUUCUCGAAUAUAAGUAAGAACUCGUAAAAGAACUUAUGGAAAGAGAAGGGGAAAACGCCGAAGGAUACGAAGAAGCAUUUGAACUUCAAUAUGAAAUAAACGAAAACAUAAACUCAGGAUUAUGGGUAGAAUAAAUGUUCUUUUUUACAAAUUAAACCGGCAAAAUUAGUUACUCAUUAAUGGGAAGAGUGUUCACAUUUGCAUAUACUGAAAAGAAAAAGAUUAUUUUAGGAUAUGUAAAUUUCUAAAACCGUAUUUAUUUUUUCGAUAAAUUUUUCAAUGUUUCUUCUUUCGAAAUACCAAUAUAAGUCGCAUAAUUCUAAUGUUUAAUCGCAAAAGAAGAAAUUGAACGAGCAUAAAAUCUACUUGAAAAUAUCGAAAAGAAAUACUAUGAUAAACUAGCAAAAUUCUUAGAUACAAUAGAUAAAAAAGAACUUGCUUUUUAAAUAGCUAUAGAUAUUGACCAUAAAUUUGAUUUGGCUUUAUAAUUAGGAAAUAUAAAUGAAGCUAACAAUAUAGCAUAAUAAACUAAAAAUAUUAAUUAAUAAAAAUAAGUCGGUGAUCUAGCACUAUAAAAAGGAAAUAUAAAUCUAGCAAUAGAAUGUUUUAAAAAUUCAGAUGAUUUAGGAAGUCUACUUUUAAUUUACUCAUCUUUAGGUUUAAAAGAAGAACUUAUAGAAAUAGCCUAAAAGGCAGUUGAAUAAACUAAAAUGAAUAUUGCUUUCUAAAUAUAUUUCUAUAUUUCUGAUUUAGAUAAUUGUAUAGACAUUCUAAUAAAAACAAAUAGAUAUAGUGAAGCCGCUUUAUUCGCGAAAACAUAUUGCCCUUCAAAAAUUAGUUAAAUUGUUUUAUAAUGGAAAGAAGAUUUACAAAAAAACCAUCAUUUGGUUAUUGCUUAAAAAAUAGCAGAUCCAAUGGACUUUUUAGAUGAUGAAUCAUUUUCAGAUUUAAAAAUUUUACUUUAAUUGGAAGAAUUUUAUAUAACAUAAAGGUAAAAUAAUUCUGAUUUACCUAGUUAUGUUUAUGAAGAUUAUGAAAAAUUGCUUAAUGCCGAUUUAUUUAUGGCGCUUAAAAAAGACCCUUCUAGAAAUCUUAGUUGUGUUUCUUUAAAACCUAAAGAUAUUCCAAAUGAAAAUCCUUUAUAUUUAUAACAAUAAUGA
Ichthyophthirius multifiliis is the source of this 3372-nucleotide messenger RNA. RefSeq lists its product as hypothetical. The record is from RefSeq and is a predicted model, not a curated record. Gene Ontology annotation, molecular function: tRNA (guanine) methyltransferase activity; RNA binding; protein binding. Gene Ontology annotation, cellular component: COPI vesicle coat. Gene Ontology annotation, biological process: endoplasmic reticulum to Golgi vesicle-mediated transport; retrograde vesicle-mediated transport, Golgi to endoplasmic reticulum; intra-Golgi vesicle-mediated transport. NCBI's taxonomy places the organism in Eukaryota, Ciliophora, Oligohymenophorea, Hymenostomatida. The transcript has 13 exons.